Molecule: messenger RNA, 2217 nt
Organism: Alternaria atra
Lineage: Eukaryota; Fungi; Ascomycota; Dothideomycetes; Pleosporales; Pleosporaceae
Exons: 4
Coding region: 1-2217 (738 amino acids)
Biological process (GO): pentose-phosphate shunt
Cellular component (GO): cytosol
Molecular function (GO): transketolase activity
Source: RefSeq, a predicted model, not a curated record
AUGUCACCCUCUCUAGAAUUCUACGACAAGGUCUCGGAUGAUCUUCCGAUCAAGCCAGUAGCAACCAAGAUCCAUGGUGUGGCCGGCGUUGCUGCUGUAGAGCUCGAUCAAUCGGACAAACACGAUCUUGUACUCAAAUACUUCCGUGCAUACAUCGCAGACCUUUGUCAGCAGUUCAAUGGCGGUCAUCCAGGCUCUGCCAUGGGCAUGGCUGCUAUCGGUGUCGCGCUAUACAAAUAUGUCAUGAAGUUUUCACCGAAGAAUGGCAACUACUUCAAUCGCGACCGUUUUGUUCUCUCCAAUGGCCAUGCUUGCUUGUGGCAAUACCUCUUUAUGCACCUUGUUGGUGUCGAAAGCAUGACUGCCGAGCAGCUAAAAUCCUAUCACAGCUCUCGGUACGAUUCCAUCUGCCCAGGGCACCCUGAGAUCGAAAACGAGGGAGUCGAAGUCACAACAGGUCCUCUUGGUCAAGGUGUUGCCAACGCAGUCGGUCUUGCCAUGGCCACGAAGAACCUUGCUGCCACAUACAACCGCGAUGAGCACACAGUUGUCGACAACAUGACCUGGUGUAUGAUCGGCGAUGCAUGCCUUCAAGAAGGUGUAGGUCUUGAGGCUGUGUCACUAGCAGGCCACUGGAAGCUCAACAAUCUCUGUAUUAUCUAUGACAACAACAACAUUACGUGCGAUGGUACCGCUGAUGUCGCAAAUGCUGGGGAGGACAUGAACGAGAAGAUGAAGGCGACUGGCUGGAACGUUGUUGAUAUCCUCGAUGGCCAUUCAAACGUCAGCAGCAUCGUUCAUGCACUGCUAAAUGCCCGAAGUAGCGACAAGCCUACAUUCAUCAAUAUUCGCACCGUCAUUGGCUUCGGCUCAGGCAAGGCAGGAACACCUGCGACCCACGGUGCUGCGCUCGGCCUGGACGAUAUCGUAAACAUCAAGAAGUCAUUCGGCCUGAACCCAGAUGAACAUUACGUUCUUCCAUCGGAGAUGUACAGCUUCUUUGAAGACGUAGCCCCUCGUGGCAAGCGACUUGAAGCCGACUGGUCUGCCACUAUCGGCGACUACGAGAAGAAGUACCCGGAGCUCGCAGCAGAGUUCAAGCUCCGUGUUGCGGGUAAGAUGCCCGCUGAUUGGACCAAGUACAUUCCACAGAGAGAGCAACUGCCUAGUGAGCCGACUGCAACACGUAGGUCUGCUGGACUGGUUGGUAACCCUCUCGGUGAGAACAUGGGCAACUUCCUUGUUGGUACUGCGGACCUUACGCCGUCCUGUAAUGUUGCCUAUCGGAAGAAGGUCGAUUUUCAGUCGCCAGAGCUGAAGACUGCAUGUGGUCUAAACGGGGAUUACACCGGACGAUACAUACAUUACGGCAUUCGCGAGCACGCUAUGUGUGCUAUAUCCAAUGGUCUCGCAGCAUUCAACAAAGGCACCUUCCUUCCAAUCACAUCGUCGUUCUUUAUGUUCUACCUCUAUGCAGCACCAGCUGUUCGUAUGGGCGCGUUGCAAGGAUUACAGCAAAUCCACAUCGCGACACAUGACUCGAUUGGUACAGGAGAGGACGGCCCUACACAUCAGCCUAUCGCUCUUGCCGCACUUUACCGUGCCAUGCCCAACCUACUCUACAUGCGUCCUUGCGAUUCUGAAGAAGUGGCUGGUGCUUUUGAGGUUGCCAUCAAGGCCAAUGAGACACCUAGCAUCAUCUCUCUAUCUCGCCAAGCUCUGCCACAGUGGAAGCAAUCAUCGCGGUCAGGCUUUGCUAAGGGUGCCUAUGUAUUUGUGGAAGAGGAAGAGUUCGACGUUACCCUCAUCAGUACUGGAUCCGAAAUGGUCUUCGCUAUGCAGACGCGCGACCUUCUCAACUCCGAACAUGGCAUAACAGCCCGGGUCGUGUCCUUCCCUUGCCCACGCUUGUUUGAACAGCAGACUCGUGAUUACAAGCAGUCUGUUUUGAAGCCUAAAGCUGGCAAGCCUACUGUCGUCAUCGAGGCUUACGCAGCAAAUGGCUGGGAACGCUAUGCCGAUGCCGCCAUCUCGAUGCGCCGCUUUGGCAAGAGCUUGCCGAGCAAGACCGCGUAUGAGUACUUUGGUUUUCAGCCUUCUGUUAUGACACUAAAGAUCAAGGAUUUGGUUGAAGAAGUCAAGCGUGAUGGAAUCGAGAUCCUGAGGGGCGACUUCCGGGACCUCAAUGGUGCACUAGGUAUCGGUUUCGAGCAUUGA